AUACAAUAAAGAAAAGAAAAUAGCAAUGCACGCAUUACAUAACACUAUUCUCUCUCUUUCUCUGCUACUUGAAGUUCUAAGUUCUAACUAACAGUGACUCAACUGAAAGCUCCAUUGAGUUCGUUGGAAGCCAUGGAUUGUGUGCGUGGCUUGCAGUGCCACUCUUCUACUUCUCCCUUCAGAUUCACACAUCCAUCUUCCUCUUCCUCUUCCUCCUCCUUCUUUUUCCUUCCUCCGCCUCUCACUCGCCGUCUCCGAUUCCGUUCCACCCACACUCUUCCCCUUCUCACUCUCUCCGUUCUCUCCUCUACUCAAACUAGGGAAGAGCACACGACGAAGAAGAAGAAGGCGAAGGCUAAAGACAAAGUCCAGCUUCACGUUCAGUUAGAUCACCAAGUUGAAUUCGGCGAUCACGUCGCGAUUCUAGGAUCAACCAAAGAGCUUGGAUCUUGGAAGAACAAUGUUCCCAUGAACUGGACGGAAAAUGGAUGGGUCUGCGACCUCAACCUCGACCUCAAAGCCGGUCAAGAAGACGAAAACGCCCUCCAGUUUAAGUUCGUUAUUGUGAAGAACGACAACACUCUUGUUUGGGAAGAUGGAGAUAACAGAGUGUUGAAACUCCCCACCAAGCCAGGCAAUUUUGCCACCCUUGCCACAUGGAACGCUACCGAUGAGAAUAUGGAGCUCAUGCCUUUGGAAUUGGACGAAGACCAUGGCGGCGGCGAUGAUGAUGCGUCCGCCGCUGAGGAUCAGGGUAAUGGAGCUUCUCCUGUCUUGGAAGCGGAUUCCGAGACCAGUUCUUUUGUGGGACAGUGGCAGGGUAAAUCCAUUUCUUUUAUGCGAUCCAACGAGCAUGAAUCCCAUGAAACUCAACGGAAAUGGGACACUUCUGGUCUUCAAGGCUUGGCUCUCCGAUUGGUUGAAGGUGAUCAAAGUGCCAGGAACUGGUGGAGAAAGCUUGAUAUCGUUCGCGAUAUUAUAGAUGGAAGUCUGCAGGGAGAAGAUUCACUGAAUGCUCUCAUAUACUCUGCCAUCUAUCUCAAGUGGAUAAACACAGGGCAGAUUCCUUGUUUUGAAGAUGGAGGUCACCAUCGCCCAAAUAGGCAUGCUGAGAUUUCAAGGCUUAUAUUUCGUGAAUUAGAGCGGCAUACAAGCCGGAAGGAUAUAUCACCACAGGAAGUUCUUGUCAUCCGUAAGAUUCAUCCAUGUUUGCCAUCUUUCAAGGCUGAAUUCACUGCAUCUGUUCCUCUGACUCGAAUUAGAGAUAUUGCUCACCGGAAUGACAUCCCACAUGACCUCAAGUUACAAAUUAAGCACACUAUACAAAACAAGCUUCACCGAAAUGCUGGUCCUGAAGAUUUGGUUGCAACAGAAGCUAUGCUUGUUAAAAUCACAAAGAACCCAGGAGAAUAUAGUCAAGCAUUUGUGGAGCAAUUCAAGAUCUUUCAUCAAGAACUCAAAGACUUCUUUAAUGCUGGCAGUCUUGCUGAACAGCUAGAAUCAAUUCGUGAAUCUAUGGAUGAGCAUGCCAUUUCAGCACUUAACUCGUUCUUGGAGUGCAAAAAGGAUUUGGAUGCUGCAUUAGAAUCAACUUCUGAUUCAGAAGAAAAAGGAAUUAAACUUCUAUUUAAAACCAUGGAAUCUUUGAAUGCUUUGAGAGAAAUUAUUGUAAAGGGUCUCGAAAGUGGUCUCAGGAAUGAUGCUCCAGAUUCAGCAAUAGCUAUGCGGCAAAAGUGGCGCUUAUGUGAGAUUGGCCUUGAGGAUUACUCGUUUGUUCUUUUGAGCAGAUAUCUCAAUGUGCUUGAAGUUCUGGGGGGUGCUCGUUGGAUGGCUGCAAAUGUGCAGUCAAAAAAUGUAGCUUCAUGGAAUGAUCCUCUUGGAGCCCUUACUAUUGGAGUCCACCAGCUGAAAUUGUCUAAUUGGAAACCAGAAGAAUGUGGUGCUAUCGAAAAUGAGCUCAGUGCCUGGAGUAAACAAGGCCUUUCUGAUUUGGAAGGGAAUGAAGAUGGCAAGACUAUUUGGACAUUGAGACUGAAAGCUACUCUUGAUAGAACAAAAAGGCUAACUGAUGAAUAUACUGAAGAACUUCUUAAGAUAUUCCCCCAAAAAGUCGAGAUGCUAGGAAAAGCUCUAGGAAUUCCUGAAAACAAUGUCCGAACAUAUACAGAAGCUGAAAUUCGUGCUGGUAUGAUAUUUCAGGUUUCGAAAUUAUGCACUCUUCUUCUAAAAGCUGUUAGAAGUAGUCUUGGUUCUCAAGGUUGGGAUGUUCUUGUUCCAGGAGCUGUUUCAGGAACAUUGGUUCAGGUUGAAAGGAUUGUUCCGGGAUCACUACCAUCACCAACAGAAGGACCUAUUAUCCUUCUUGUUAACAAAGCUGAUGGUGAUGAAGAGGUUACUGCUGCUGGGAAGAACAUAGUGGGAGUCAUACUUCAGCAAGAGCUACCUCACUUAUCUCAUCUUGGUGUUAGGGCGCGGCAGGAAAAGGUUGUAUUUGUCACUUGUGAAGAUGAAGAAGAAGUUGCUAAUAUAAAAAGUCUUGUCGGGUCACCUGUGAGGCUGGAAGCAUCUCCCACGGGUGUGAAUCUGAAGCUGUCCUCUUUAGUUGAUUCUGAUGACAAAUAUUCAGUUAAAACUUCUGAUGACAGUUUCUCUGGAGUUGACAUUUCAUCUUUCUCUGCUGGUAGAAUCUCCAAUUAUAUUCAGGGUGCUUCUUCCGGAGGAGUUAUCUUGCUUCCUGAUGCAGAAACAGAGACUUCUGGUGCAAAGGCAGCUGCAUGUGGUCGUUUGUCUUCAUUGUCCUCUAUUUCUGAUAAAGUUUACAGUGAUCAGGGAGUGCCGGCUUCUUUUCGAGUUCCUGCUGGGGCAGUUUUACCAUUUGGAUCCAUGGAAUUGGAGCUAGAGAAUAGUAACUGCACUGAAACAUUUAGGUCGUUGUUGGAAAAGAUAGAAACUGCAAAACUAGAGGGUGGUGAGCUUGAUGAGCUAUGCCAUCAAUUGCAGCAAUUGAUUUCUUCCUUGAAGCCAUCAAAAGAUGUGAUUGAAAGCAUUGAGAGAAUGUUUCCAAGCAAUGCACGAUUGAUUGUUCGUUCCAGCGCCAACGUUGAAGACUUGGCUGGAAUGUCAGCUGCUGGACUCUACGAAUCAAUACCCAAUGUUAGUCCUUCCAAUCCAACAGUUUUUGGAUCUGCAGUUAGCCAAGUGUGGGCUUCGCUAUACACACGGCGGGCAGUUUUGAGUCGCCGUGCUGCUGGUGUGCCGCAGAAGGAAGCUUCCAUGGCAGUUUUAGUCCAAGAAAUGCUUUCGCCAGAUCUAUCAUUUGUACUACACACUGUCAGCCCAACAGAGCAGGAUAAUAAUGUUGUGGCGGCCGAGAUUGCUUCUGGCCUUGGUGAAACUCUGGCUUCUGGUACCAGGGGUACUCCAUGGCGUAUAUCAACAGGUAAAUUCAACGGUCAAGUGCAAACGCUGGCUUUUGCAAACUUUAGUGAGGAAUUGCUGGUACGUGGAGCAGGACCUGCGGAUGGAGAGGUUAUCCGUUUGACUGUGGAUUACAGCAAGAAACCGCUGACUGUUGAUCCAGUUUUCCGUAGACAACUCGGUCAACGCCUUUGUUCGGUGGGGUUUUUCCUUGAGAGGAAAUUUGGUUGCCCACAGGAUGUGGAGGGAUGUCUUGUUGGAAAAGACAUCUUCAUUGUACAGACAAGGCCUCAGCCGCAGUAGAGAGAUACUCAUCAUUAUUAUGUAUUCCAAGUAAAGGAAGCACAUACUUGUGUUAUAAGGCACUAUCACUGUUGAACAUGUCGUGUCUGUGUUAACCAUUUUGUGGCUUAGUUCCUUUCUGUUGAGAUCAGCCCUCAUGGUUAGCCUAGUGUACUUUGUAGCUUUUAUGUAACUACUUUUUGUUUAGAAAGGUUACAAACAAAUAAUGUUAUAGACAUACAAAAUAUGAGUUGCAAAUUCAGCGAA
Arachis stenosperma is the source of this 3966-nucleotide messenger RNA. RefSeq names its product phosphoglucan, water dikinase, chloroplastic. Bases 133 to 3720 code for a protein of 1195 amino acids. Gene Ontology annotation, biological process: phosphorylation. The record is from RefSeq and is a predicted model, not a curated record. Gene Ontology annotation, molecular function: ATP binding; starch binding; kinase activity. NCBI's taxonomy places the organism in Eukaryota, Viridiplantae, Streptophyta, Magnoliopsida, Fabales, Fabaceae. The transcript is spliced from 18 exons.